AUGGAUGAGCUGCAGCUGGGGAGAGCGGCUGGUGCUCAGCAGCAAGAGCCUCCCAAUGGAGAGCAGCAGCAGCAGCAGCAGCAGCAGGUGCUGCAGCAGCAGCAUCUACUGGUGGCUGCUGACUUAGAGAGAGGCAGUCAAUCUGAUGGGCAGGUGCCUCUCUUAGGACAUCGUCAGCAGCAGCAGCAGUCUCUGCAGCACCAUCGGCAGCGCCACCUACAUCGGCACAGCCGCACAGCAGCAGCAGCAGCAGCGGCAGCAGCAGACAGCUACUGGCUGCAGCUGAGGAUAUUCAGCUCCCUCACUCUGCAUGCAGUUAAUAUCUGCGUGCAUUCGCUUAAUGCUGUGCUGCUCUUCAAGACGUAG
Messenger RNA from Eimeria acervulina, 366 nucleotides. RefSeq lists its product as hypothetical. The transcript has a single exon. Bases 1 to 366 code for a protein of 121 amino acids. Lineage: Eukaryota; Apicomplexa; Conoidasida; Eucoccidiorida; Eimeriidae. The record is from RefSeq and is a predicted model, not a curated record.